Molecule: messenger RNA, 1967 nt
Organism: Megalops cyprinoides (Indo-Pacific tarpon)
Lineage: Eukaryota; Metazoa; Chordata; Actinopteri; Elopiformes; Megalopidae
Gene: higd1a
Product: HIG1 hypoxia inducible domain family, member 1A
Exons: 4
Coding region: 89-367 (92 amino acids)
Biological process (GO): mitochondrial respirasome assembly
Cellular component (GO): mitochondrion
Source: RefSeq, a predicted model, not a curated record
UUGUAUUGACUGAACACGAGUUGUGUCGCUUCAAUCGGCUCUGUUUAAAAACUUCUUCCAGAUCAAGUCAGCAGCCGUAAUAUCAGCAAUGGAGACCUACAAUGAAAAUGAGUCCAAGUUCAUGAGAAAGGCAAAGGAAAAUCCAUUCGUUCCAGCAGGAAUGGCUGGAUUCUUUGCGAUUGUGGGCUAUGGACUAUACAAGCUCAAGAGCCGUGGGAAUGUAAAGAUGUCUGUUCACCUCAUCCACAUGCGUGUGGCUGCCCAGGGCUUUGUUGUAGGAGCAAUGACCAUCGGAGUUGUGUAUUCAAUGUACAGAGACUACAUUUUGAAGCCAAGAGAACAGGAAAAAGCCCUGAAAAGCAACUGAAAAUUUCAACUUCUGCACCUUGUUUGUCUCAUUCUUCUCGCGGUACACCUCAUAUUAAGGUGUUCAAUGUUUUAUGUAUUUGUUUGUAGGACUAGAAUUCAUGUACAUGCCCUUUCAACAUCAGAUAUGAAAAGGUUGUAUAUGAAUUAUUUUCAUCACCUUAUAUACAUUUGUAGAUUGCACAUAUAAGCACUGACCAGUGUGCUCAAAAUAUUGUGCCUUAUCUGUAUAACGCAGUGCUACCUAUUAGUAAUGUUAGUGGGUAAUUGUUCGCUUCAUCCGUUUUUGUUAAAACAAGUUCAUGUACAGUGAUGGGGUGUCUCACUUUACCACUGCAAAAGUGUAAGAACUUGAGAAAUGAUGACACCAGCAUACAAAGGUGGAAAUUGAUUCAAAGUUAGUUUCACCCUUGGCAUUAUAGGAAAUGCUUCCUAGAGUUAUGAAUGCUAAUUAUGGCUUAUGAGUUUCUUGCUGGGAUGUGUUGCACAGUCAGAGACGCUGGGGUCCUACAAGACCAAAUUAGACCAAAUGAGCGAUUAUGGGCUAAUGAUGAGCUAAGAUAGGCUGAACAGCUCCUUCCUCUUUGCUUUGCCUCACAGACGACAGUUUUGCGCGGGGUCGCCCCAUGGAUGUCAUUUGUGACAGACAGGAAGUUAUUUUAAAUGGGUAAAUUGAAUGGGUGGGAUAUGAUAAUGGCCACAUUGCGUGAGCAAGAUUUAGGAUUAAGCAAGGACACGACCACCCUGAGUGCUGUAAGAUCCUGGAUAGUCACAAGCUUCAGACUUGGGCUCUAAAAUCUUCUCUAAGAGGUUGCAGCUUUUACAUCAGCAGAGGUUCCCCAGCACUGGAAUGCAUUGUUUGUUUUUCUUUUUUUUCUUCAAGAGAAGCUUUGCUAAGGUUAGACAUUCUGUUCCAAAUUGUUACAUACAGAGAACACCAUGUUAAGCUACCUUGUAGUUUUUUUCUUCUUUAUUUAUUUUUCCUUUGUUGUAACAGUAGGUUCAGUUAUAAUUCAGUUUUUAAUAAUUCAGUUUUUCUUUUUAUGCCCAUGUUCAAAUUUGAAGAGUAAAAGUAUGCCAUACAGUCUAUUUGUUAACAUGAACAGCGUACAAUGUAGUGAUAUUACCUAUUGCAGGGAAACCCGUGUAUAUUAGGUUUUAUGUGACUACUUAUUUUUGGUAUUGUUUCAUACUUGGUGGAAGUAUGACAGGAAAGCAUGCAAGUGUUCAUGAAAAUGUCAAAAUGAAAGUCCUCUUGAUGGCUUGCACGCCUCUUAUGUUAUAGAGUGAAAAAGUAGCUAUGUGCAAAUCGAAAAGGGAUGUGGUGUUUGUGUGGAAAUGAUUGCCUGAUAUCUGAAUGUCAGGAAAGCAAUUUUUUUUAUUUGUAUUAUUAUUAUAAUAUUUCAAGUCAGGUGCUACUUCAAGGGGUAGGGGAGUGAAAAGAUUAAAGAACUUAUUAAAGUUAUUAAACUUCUUUUUUCUGCUGAGUUUUUUUUUUUUUUAAUUAAUUUAGCAAUCAUAAAUGUAUAUGUAUCUAUCUAAAUGUGUCUGUACAAAAGUGGGCUGAAAGGUAGAUAUUGCUUUAACAGAAAACACUUUUA